Messenger RNA from Fundulus heteroclitus (mummichog), 6634 nucleotides. Its product is annotated as ELKS/Rab6-interacting/CAST family member 1. The coding region runs from base 583 to 4008 and encodes 1141 amino acids. Gene Ontology annotation, molecular function: structural constituent of presynaptic active zone. The record is from RefSeq and is a predicted model, not a curated record. Gene Ontology annotation, cellular component: cytoskeleton of presynaptic active zone. Gene Ontology annotation, biological process: regulation of synaptic plasticity; maintenance of presynaptic active zone structure; neuromuscular synaptic transmission. The transcript has 22 exons. Lineage: Eukaryota; Metazoa; Chordata; Actinopteri; Cyprinodontiformes; Fundulidae.
CACUAGCGGGGAAGUCACCAGUGGGAAGAGCUGGCAGAGACGGAAAAGAGGGAAAGAUAGACAGCAGAAACAGACGGAGACAGGGAGAGAGAGACGGGAAAAAGGAGGGAGACACCCCCUUAAAGACAGCCCUGAACCAUUUCUGGGAUUCGGCUCGGCUUCGAGGCGUCACUUUGAUGGCUGACAGCAGCAGAAAGACCGGAGAAGAUCAGUGACUGGCUCCCCCCCUCCGUUUUCUCUCCCUCCCCUUCUUUCACAACGAGGGGUCAACACAGCCGCAUUGAUCCCAUCAUCCCAGGCUUUGUGGAUCACGCCGCUGUCUCUAUCUAAAGAGAUCACCCUGUUGAUUGCUACUUCAUAACAAAGCCUAUGGAUUACGGAGGGUGCUGGAAAGGCCUUGAUCACAGCUUUGUCAAUAGUGUGACACAACCCGAGUGAAGAGGAGCUUCGCGGUUAUUUUUCUUCUGUUUCCUUUCCCAUCAGUCUGAGUCGGACUUGCAUCGGUUACAUGUUUGUUUUGAUCGGCUGCUUCUUUUGACCCGUACGCCCUAGCACCCAGUACCUAGCGCUCCUUCUGUCACCAUGUACGGUAGCUCCCGCUCCGUCUCCAAGCUGGACGCCGUCGGAUCCAACGGCAACGGCUCCAUGUCCGGGAGUCCCGGCCGCUCGCCGCGCCUUCCCCGCUCCCCUCGUUUGGGACACCGGCGGAACAACAGCGGCAGCUCCAGCGGACUGACGGGCACGGGGAAGACUCUGUCCAUGGAGAACAUCCAGUCUCUGAACGCUGCCUACGCCACCGGGGGCCCCAUGUACUUCACCGACACAGCCGACGACCCGGUCGGCAGCAUGGGCGGCGGGCUGAAUCCGAGCGCGCCCAAAAGCACCAUGACCCUGGGCAGGGCCGGAGCCAGGGUGCCCUACGGGGUGAGGGCGGCGGUGAUGGGGAGCAGCCCCAAUAUAAACAGCAGCGGGGCCGUCGUGCCCACUGAUGCCAUCGCGUUCGGAGGGGAGCUGCAGAACCAGCCUCCGCAGGCAGCUACUGUCCCUCACUCCAUGAGACAGGUCCGAGACGGGGCAAUGACCGACCUGCAAAUGCAGUUAAGAGAAGUGCUUCGAGAAAACGAGCUGCUGCGCAGAGAACUGGAGGCCAAAGAGUCCAAGCUGAGCUCCUCUAUGAACUCCAUAAAGACAUUUUGGAGUCCAGAGCUGAAGAAGGAGCGAGCGGUGAGGAAAGACGAAGCCACGAAGAUGGCCGUGUGGAAGGAGCAAUACAGGGUGGUGCAGGAGGAGACGCAGCAUCUCCAGUGCACCAUCCAGGCCUUGCAAGAUGAGCUCAGGAUCCAGCGCGAUCUCAAUCAGCUCUUCCAAUCCGAUUACUCGGAGUCCGUUCGACUUGGAAACCAGCCCAUUCCCCCCCAGGAGAUGACCGAGGAGAACUUCCUCCGACUCCACAGCGAGUUUGAGCGGCAGGCCAAAGAGCUCUUCCUCCUGAGGAAGACGGUGGAAGAAAUGGAGCUGAGGAUAGACACGCAGAAGCACACCCUGACCGCCAGAGAUGAGUCCAUAAAGAAGUUGCUGGAGAUGCUGCAGAGUAAAGGUCUGUCGUCGCGGGCGGCUGAGGAGGACCACGAGCGAACGAGGCGACUGGCCGACGCGGAGAUGACCAUCCACCAACUGGAGGGGCUGCUGGAGCAGAAAGACAAGGAGAUGCUUCAGCUCAGAGAGGAGCUGCACAGGAGAUAUGAGGCAGCUCCAGAAUCGACAAAGACCAAGGCCCUGCAGACGGUUAUCGAAAUGAAGGAUGCAAAGAUCAGCUCUAUGGAGCGCGGCAUGAGAGAGCUGGAGGAGGAGGUGAUGAUGCUCAAGUCCAACGGCGCUCUGAGCAGCGAGGAGAGAGAGGAGGAGAUCAAACAGAUGGAGGUCUACAGAUCCCACUCCAAGUUUAUGAAGAACAAGGUUGAACAGCUGAAGGAAGAGCUAACUCACAGCCAGUCAGAGAAGGAGGAGCUAAGGCAACGAGCCAAUGAGCUUCAGCAGGAGGUGUCUGCAAUGGAGCAGGCGAAGCAGGAGCUGAGUCGUAAGGACAGCGAGCUGCUAGCCCUCAGGACCAAACUGGACACUCUGAACAAUCAGUUUUCUGACAGCAAACAACACGUGGACGUCCUCAAAGAGUCCCUCACUGCCAAGGAACAGAGAGCUGCCAUCCUACAGACUGAGGUGGAUGCCUUGCGUCUUCGCCUGGAAGAGAAGGAGUCUCUCCUCUCAAAAAAGAGUCAGCAGAUGUCAGAGCUGACUGAGGAGAAAAGCACCCAGCAAGGAGAGAUCACGGAUCUCAAAGACAUGCUGGAUGUUAAGGAGCGCAAAGUUAACGUGCUACAGAAAAAGAUAGAGAACCUCCAGGAUCAGCUGCGGGAUAAGGAGAAACAGCUGAGCGGCCUGAAAGACAGAGUCAAGUCUUUGCAGACGGACACGUCAAACACCGACACCGCGCUGGGAACGCUGGAGGAAGCUCUGGCUGAGAAGGAGCGCAUUAUCGAGCGGCUAAAGGAGCAGCGAGAAAAGGAAGAGAGAGAAAAGGGAGAUGAGAUGGAGAGCACUAGGAAGGAGCUGAAAGAGUUGAGAGAAAAAGUCUCUCAGCUGCAGGCUGAGCUGGCUGACCGUGAGACCUCAGUGUUGGAUCUGAAAGAGAAGGCCUCCUCACUUGCAUCCUCAACUCUAAAGAAGGAAAACAGGCUGAAGAGUCUAGAAAUCCACCUGGAACAGAAGAGGGAGGAGUGCAUCAAACUGGAGAACCAGCUCAAAAAGGCUCAAACUGCAGCGGCCGAGUCCCAGGCCAACACCGAACUUACUGAGCGCAUCACGUCCCUGGAGCAAGAAGUGACCCGGUGCAGAGAGGAGGCCGGGAAGGCCCAGUCUGAGGUGGAACGGCUCCUGGAGAUCCUCAGGGAGAUGGAGAAUGAAAAGAACGACAAGGAGAAAAAGAUCCACGAACUGGAGAGGCAAAUCAAGGACCAGUCGAAGAAGGUGGCCAACCUGAAACACAAGGAGCAGCUGGAAAAGAACAGAAAUGCCCAGCUGAUGGAGGAGGCUAAGAAGAGGGAGGACAACCUCAACGAAAGCUCCCAGCAAAUAAAGGACUCCCUCCGUCAGAAGGAGGAGCGCAUCGAGGAGCUGGAGGAGGCGCUGAGGGAAAGCGUUCAGAUCACAGCAGAGAGAGAGGUGGUGUUGGCCCAGGAGGAGCAGGCACGCUCGCACGCUGAGAAGCAGGUUGAAGACCUGCUGGUUGCCAUGGAGAAGGUGAAACAGGAACUGGAGGUGAUGAAAGCUAAGCUGUCAUCAACCCAGCUCUCAUUGGCUGAGAAGGAAGGUCAUCUGACUGCCCUGCGAGCCGAGAGGCGGAAGCACCUGGAGGAGGUCCUUGAGAUGAAGCAAGAAGCACUGCUGGCCGCCAUAAGCGAGAAGGAUGCCAACAUCGCCCUGCUGGAGCUCUCCUCAUCCAAAAAGAAGAAAACCCAGGAAGAGGUGGCAGCCCUGAAGAGGGAGAAGGAUAGCCUGGUUCAGCAGCUCAAACAGCAGACACAGAACAGGAUGAAGCUGAUGUCGGACAACUAUGAGGACGACCAUCUGAAGGUGGCGUCUCCAAACUCUGAGCAGCCCAACAAUCACAAACCCUCCCCAGAUCAGAUUCCCGCUACGCUCCUGGACCUCAGUCAGAAUUGCAAUAAACUGAAGCUGUACAUAAGUCACCUGACCUCACUGUGUCAGGAGCGAGACCCAAUCAUAUUGCAGGACUUUGCCCCGCCCCCGGCUUAUCACCGCUCUGACUCCGCCUCCUGGAACUCGCAGCUGCACAGCAUGACGGAGGAGCAGUUGGAGGCGGAGUUAGCAUUGUGUGAGAGGGAGGGGGCGGAGCUCCAGGAGUACGCCAAUCAGGUCCUGCAGCAGAUCGCCGAGCGGUGCCCGGACAUUUUGGAACAAGUCGUCAACGCCUUGGAGGACAGCUGCUGACUGACCUUUGCACACACACCCUCCCAGGCUGACUGAUGAGUUCACACUCAUUUGCAUGCAAAAAGAAAAAAGUUACGUUGAGUGUGCGCACACACAACAAGAAUCACACUCUCCUGCAACCUGCUACAAUCCUCCUGAAACAGGAAAAAAAAAAUCGAUGGUCUCUCUGCUUUAGUCGUUCUAAUUAAAGAGGAAUGUUGGGGUAUACAUUGUUAGAGAAAAACACAUUUCCAUUUUCAACUGUGCUAGCUGACGGAAAUAGUGUUCCUUGGUCAGUUUAAAGUGCUUAAUUGGCAGAUUAAAUCAGAAUAGAUAUAUUUUUCUAACUCUUCUUAGAAAGAAAACACUUCUGCUGCACUGACCGUCUCAUACACUAACCAUCUUUUAAGUCCUGGCAGGCUUCAGUUCCUCUCUUGGAAAAUGUUUUCAACCUGAGAAGAGAAAAAAAAAAAAAAAAGUGUAAAAAAACAAAACAAUUUAGGCUUGCCAGGCUAUUUCUGAUGCUAGACUUGCACGUUGUUGCCACAUUAUUAUUAUUAUUUUUGAUUAGUUCAAGCGUGUUUAUUUCAGCUGCCUUUCGCUUUUUGCAUCAUUUGCUGCUAUCUUUUUUUUUUUUUUUUUUUUUUUUUUUUUUUAUUCUAGUCAGUUUUUGUUUCUUCCUCUGCAGGUGUUUGAUAAAAAGUCCCAAAUUUCUUCAGUAUUUUCCACACCUACAGGCACCCCUGGUAAAGAUUGGUAAAAAGCUUCAAUAACACAGAUAUUUUAAGUGCUGUUACUAAUAAUUUGUACACCUCCCUUUUGCCUAUAAGACAGCAUUUAGUCUUCUAAUAUAACACGUCACAGGGUUGGAGUAGACAGACAGAGGGGAAUCUUGGACCUUACCGUUUUGCACAAUCUAUUCUCUCGUGCUUUCUUCUCUGCAACUCACCCAAUAGUUUUUUUUUGGCAUUUACAUCUGGUAAUUGAGAUGUCACUGGGAAGAGGUUGAUUCAGUCGAAUAUUUUGGGUCAUUAUUGUGGUAAAAUGACACGAGGGCAACUUUUAUUCAGUUUUCAAGCAGAGGCCACCAGAGGAUUAAGUUGUAAUGUUGUUGUAUUUCAUGAUGCCAUGAACGUUUGUCCAGGGUUCAGUUAGUUUAAACGUUUUAAUCUACUCAAUCCAAAUAUAAGCAAGUUUCAUCAAGUAGCUGCUUAUUGUGUCCUUAAUCUGGCUUUUGAAGAUUAAAACACGUAUGCCUUAAUUAGGAUUUUAUGUUUCUUGUCUUUCCCGUUUUGAAGAGUAGAUAAGAGAACAGGCUUGUCACAUUUAGACCAAAGGGAAGCAGAAAGUCAUGGAUUACCAAGUAAAGUUUAUAUAUACUGAUAAACUUUAAAGAGUAAAAUAUAAACAAACUUGAUUUAUUUGCAUUAGGUUUUUUUGGUAAUUUUAAUAUCUACAUGUUUUUCCCCUGUUUAAUAAAUGUGCUAAAAAUGAGAUUUUCCUACAUUUUUAGGGUUUUAACUCAUCUGUAUCAGGGGUGCAGACGGCUGUGGAAGGUCUUCUAGUUUUUUGGGGGUUUUUUUUGUGACUUUAAUCUCCAGAUGCUGGUGUAAAUUGUAAAGGAAUAUGUUUAAUUAACAUCACUACAUUUUAGUUUGUACAUUUCUCAUUGCUCAUGAUAACAACAAUAAAUCUCGCAACAGAACCUUUACUGAAACACACAGAUGUACUGUAGAUACAGAUUACACAAACUUCUGGAAAACAACGUCUUUGGUUCAGUUUUGUCGUCCAGACAGAAGUUCAAACGAUCCCUCAAAACACCCUCAAGACUGUCUGUCCCUUUAGAGCUUUUAAGAGUUGAAAUAUGAACUCAUUGAAACGUUGUUGUUGCUUUCUGACUAGUAAGAAAGCAAAUGUUAUAUAUAUAUUGAUAUAUUUUUCUUGUUUCCUUUGAAAAGUAUGCAUAAAACUACUAUCAUGUCUUGGUCGGUUUUCUUCACAAUGUGUCUAAAUCCUUUUCUUUUGUCAGUUUGUGAAUAAUUGGUUUGUAUGGAUGUGUGUUGCAACCAGGCUUCGUUUCCACCAGGAAGACUCGUUCAAAAUCAUCUUCUCGUUUUUGUUGAGUUCAGCACCGACAGUAUUAGCGUGGUCCGGAGGUUAAGGUUAUUUCAAAUUAACAUUAUUUUCUUUGUUUUUCAAUCAGUAGCGUGAGUUUUGAAGCCGUUUUUAUUAUCUGUCAAGGAUUUCUUUUAAAAAGUCACCUGGUGGGACCCAAAGCCUGAAGACGUGGAUUUGCAUUGCUUUCCUCAAAUCUAACUGGUUUUAAAGUAAUAAAAGUUGUGAUUUUUGGCCUUGGAGCUGUUUUUAAUGCACAAAUGAAAGCCACCGGCUUCUUAAAUGAAACGUUUAUUGAUCCCAUGAAAUCUACGGAGGAUUUAAAAACCUGUGUGUGUCUUAUUUAAGGAAGAAACCCGGUCUGUUUUAAGCUUGUGUGGUAAAUUCAUUUCUUCCGGUUUCUGUUUUGUUUUUGUUUUUUACUGACUGUCCGUUACUGGAAAGGAUGCCGACUGCGUCUCACUCUGAGCUUGCCGUGGUCAUAAAAUCCGAAUGUGAGAAUGAAAUAAAUUAAUGCUUUAACUUCACCUUU